UAAAAUGAGGGAGGGUUGGUAAAAAUUAGCCGCUCAGGUCAAAGUAGACUCGUUUCUUGACAAAAUCUCGUUUCUUGACAAAAUCCGCUAUCUUCCCCUUGUCUAAAAUUCUAGUUGAGCUGCUCUCUCUGACUCACUGCCCUUCCAAAACUGUCGCAAAAUAUCUCAAAUCCCUCACUCACCGAGACGGAUACAGUGAAGAGGAAGAAGACGAGGAGGAGGAGUUCAUGGCAGAGGCUAGGCGCUACCCUCUUGGUAACCAGCUAGAUAUUCAACAAAUUCUCGUAGAAGCAAAGCAUAGAUGGCUACGACCUGCGGAAAUUUGUGAAAUUCUUCGAAAUUAUAAGAAAUUCCGAAUUGCUCCGGAACCUCAACAUAUGCCAUCGAGUGGUUCACUUUUCCUUUUUGACCGCAAGGUGCUGAGAUACUUCAGAAAAGAUGGGCAUAACUGGAGGAAGAAAAAAGAUGGGAAGACAGUUAAAGAAGCUCAUGAGAGGCUCAAGUCUGGAAGUGUUGAUGUGCUACAUUGUUAUUAUGCCCAUGGAGAAGGAAAUGAAAAUUUUCAAAGACGGAGUUAUUGGAUGCUUGAAGAGGAACUUUCUCACAUAGUGCUUGUCCACUAUAGGGAUGUAAAGCAGGGCAACAAGGCAAAUUUUAACCACGUUAAAGAGCAUGAAGAAGCUAUUCCAUAUCCCCAUGAGAUUGAAGACACUAUACCCCAUUCUGAGAUGGAAACUUCUGUUUCUUCCAAUUUUCAUCAUGAUAAUUACCAGGUGCCUGCUCAAACUACAGAUACAAUGAGCAUGAAUAGUGCUCAGGCAUCAGAAUAUGAAGAUGCUGAAUCAGGAUAUAAUCACCAAGCAAGUUCUGGAUUACACUCUUUUAUUGAGGUACAGCAGCCUGCAAGAGAGAAGAUUGAUGCUGGCCUGCUUGGUCAUCAUGAUCCCGUUUCAUUUUCAAGUAGUUAUCAAGGGAAGCUGUCAGCUGUUCCUGGGAGGGACUUCUUCUCACUGCCCCAUGCUGAUAAAGCUGAAGACACUAAGGGUGCUGGGUUAACAUAUCAGCCACUGAAACAUUUCAACCUACCCUCUUGGGAGAAUGUCUUAGAAAAUUAUGCUCCUGGAAUUGAAGCUGCAUCUUUACAGCCCCCAUUUUCAUCACCAGUCGAUACUGCUGGAAUCCUUCCUAAACAAGAAGAUGAAAUACUGAAGCAGCUUCUUGUCAACAGCUUACCACUCCAGAAAGAAUGGCAGAAUUUUGAAGACGCUUCUUCGCAUCUUUCAAAGUGGGCCAUGGAUCAGAAGUUGCAUCCAAAUUCAACAGCUGAUCUCACUACUAGUUUUCACGAACAAGAACUUGUCAGUGGUGAUUUAACUAAUGCACUUGAGCUUUUUUGGACACAUGGAACUGGUCAUCCUGCACAAAAUGAUGUUCAGAUACAGUGGAAUACAGAGCAAAGUAUAACCCCGGAAGGAAAAUCCAUCUACUCUUCUUCUGUGAAGCAGCGCUUAUUAGAUCGUUCUUUAUCUGAAGAAGGUCUAAAGAAGCUUGAUAGUUUCAACCGAUGGAUGAGUAAGGAACUUGGAGAUGUAAAUGAGUCACAUAUGCAAACCAGUUCUGGGCCGUACUGGGAUACAGUUGAAAAUGAAAAUGGGAUUGAUGAUCCCAAAAUCCCUUCUCAAGCACACUUGGAUACAUAUGUGCUGGGUCCUUCCCUUUCACAGGACCAAUUCUUUAGCAUCAUUGAUUUUUCACCCAACUGGGCAUAUGUAGGCUCUGAGAUUAAGGUUCUUAUUACGGGUAGAUUCUUGAAGAGUCGAGAAGAAGCAGAAAAUUGUAAAUGGUCAUGUAUGUUUGGGGAAGUUGAAGUUCAAGCAGAGGUUAUAGCUGAUGGUGUUCUUCGUUGCCAGACUCCUUUAAACAAGGCUGGCAUGGUUCCUUUUUAUGUUACCUGUUCAGAUAGAGUAGCAUGUAGUGAAGUGCGUGAAUUUGAAUACCGAGUCAGCCACAUCCAAGAUGUGAAUAUUACUGAUUGUUUUAGCAGCAGAUCUUUCAUAAUGCGGUUUGGAAAAUUAUUGUCUCUUAACUCUUUCUCCCUUCCAAAAUGCAACACAAGCAAUAUAGUUGAAAAUACUCAAUUAAGCAAUAAAAUUAGUUCACUUCUGGAGGAAGAUAAUGAAGAAUGGGAUCAAAUGUUAAAGCGUAGUUCAGAAGCGGGAGUUUCCUUGGAGAAAGUGAAGGAGGAGCUUCUUCAAAAACUACUUAAAGACAGGUUACAUGCUUGGCUUUUGCAAAAGGCAGCUGAAGGUGGAAAAGGCCCUAGUGUGUUAGAUGAAGGUGGGCAGGGAGUGCUACAUUUUGCAGCUGCUUUGGGAUAUGAUUGGGCCCUUGAACCCACAAUAAUUGCCGGUGUAAGUGUUAAUUUCCGUGACAUGAAUGGAUGGACUGCACUUCAUUGGGCAGCAUCUUGUGGCAGCGAGCGCACAGUUGUGUCCCUUGUCAUUCUUGGUGCAGCUCCUGGAGCAUUAACUGAUCCAACUCCCAAAUAUCCUACAGGCAGAACACCUGCUGAUCUAGCUUCUGCUAAUGGACACAAAGGAAUUGCUGGUUAUCUAGCAGAAUCUGCUUUGAGCGCCCACCUUUCUUCUCUUAAUCUGGAUAAGCAGGAUGGUGAUGUUGCAGGAGUUUCUGGGGCAAAAACAGUGCAGAUAGUUCCAGAGCAUGGUACAUUUGUAACUAGUGAUGGGGACUUAUCAUAUGGACUUCCCCUAAAGGACUCGUUAGCUGCUGUCUGUAAUGCUACUCAAGCUGUUGCUCGUAUUCACGAAGUCUUCAGGGUACAGUCCUUUCAAAAGAAGCAGUUAAAAGAGUUGGGGGAUGAUAAAUAUGGAAUGUCAAAUGAGUGUGCUCUUUCAUUUAUUGCGGUUAAGGCACUCAAGCCAGGACAACAUGAUGAGCCAGUGCAUGCUGCUGCAAUAAGGAUUCAAAACAAGUUCCGUAGUUGGAAGGGUAGAAAGGAAUUUUUGAUAAUCCGGCAGCGAAUUGUUAAAAUUCAGGCCCAUGUAAGAGGCCACCAGGUUAGGAAAAACUAUAGAAAGAUAGUAUGGUCUGUGGGAAUUGUGGAGAAAGUUAUCUUGCGUUGGAGACGAAAACGAAGUGGUUUGCGUGGAUUCAAAUCAGAAGCACCUAUUGAGGGUCCCAGUAAACAGGAUACAUUAUCAAAGGAGGAUGACUAUGAUUUCUUUAAAGAAGGCAGAAAGCAAACAGAAGCAAGAUCACAGAUAGCCCUUGCAAGGGUGAAAUCCAUGCAUCAGUAUCCUGAGGCAAGAGAUCAAUACCGCCGGCUGCUAAAUGCGGUUACUGAGAUCCAGGAGAAUAAGACUCUGUAUGAUCGCAUUAAUAAUUCUGAAGCAACAGCAGAGUUUGAUGACUUGAUUGAUCUUGAAGCAUUAUUGGAUGAUGACGCUGUCAUGCCUACAGCUUCUUGAAGCCAAAUUCUCAUAAAUAUUACUGCCAAAGCAGUUUAGGACUUUUUCCCAAUCUGUUGUCAGCGUCAUGUGUUAUUAUUGUACCAUAGUUAACAUUGCACCUUCAGAACUUCAUACAAAUGUACAAAUUAAUAAUUAAUUUAGGCUUCAUUUUGUUAA
Molecule: messenger RNA, 3647 nt
Organism: Hevea brasiliensis (rubber tree)
Lineage: Eukaryota; Viridiplantae; Streptophyta; Magnoliopsida; Malpighiales; Euphorbiaceae
Product: calmodulin-binding transcription activator 3
Exons: 13
Coding region: 228-3488 (1086 amino acids)
Biological process (GO): regulation of transcription by RNA polymerase II
Cellular component (GO): nucleus
Molecular function (GO): protein binding; double-stranded DNA binding; transcription coregulator activity
Source: RefSeq, a predicted model, not a curated record